Messenger RNA from Sphaerulina musiva SO2202, 3407 nucleotides. RefSeq names its product glycoside hydrolase family 65, carbohydrate-binding module family 32 protein. NCBI's taxonomy places the organism in Eukaryota, Fungi, Ascomycota, Dothideomycetes, Mycosphaerellales, Mycosphaerellaceae. The transcript has 2 exons. Gene Ontology annotation, biological process: trehalose catabolic process. Gene Ontology annotation, cellular component: fungal-type cell wall. Gene Ontology annotation, molecular function: alpha,alpha-trehalase activity; carbohydrate binding. The coding region runs from base 187 to 3318 and encodes 1043 amino acids. The record is from RefSeq and is a predicted model, not a curated record.
CUUCCCUUAUAUACCAUCACUUGGAAUAUUUUCACUCGGAAUCUUCUCACGUGGCAUCUUCUCACGUGGAAUCUUCUCACUACGCAUCACUUCAUUGUUCUGGACACUCCAAGUCAGCUGUCAAUAGCCCACAAGAGAUUACCUAACUGUAGCCUAGGAGACGGUGCAAUCAUUACCGUAGGAAAAAUGCUGUGGCCCGUAUGGGCUUGGUCUGCAGCGCUGCUGUUCAGCUGUCAUAGUCUGGCCAAGAUAUACAAUACGCGAUUCAACGGCACCACCUGGGACGAUGAAGCAUGGAGCAUCACAACCACCACCCUGGACCAGGGCCAUUACCAGUCUCGCAUGUCGAUGGGGAAUGGCUAUCUGGGAAUCAAUCUCGCCGCUGUGGGGCCCUUCUUUGAUGUCGAUGUACAAGUCAACGGCGACAAUAUCCAAGGCUGGCCACUGUUUGAUCGCCGGCAGAGUUUUGCGACUAUUGCUGGCUUUUGGGACUCCCAGCCCACGACGAAUGGGACGAAUUUUGGCUGGUUAAACCAAUAUGGUGGCGAAAGUGUCAUUUCUGGUAUCCCUCACUGGGCAGGCCUGCAUGUGAAGGUCGGAGAGGACGUGCUGGAUGCGAGCGUACCUGCAGAGCAGAUAUCGAGCUUUACGUCGACGCUGGAUAUGAGGAAUGGUGUCCUCCAUUGGAAUUAUACAUGGACGCCAACUUCUGGCUCUCCGCUCGAUAUUGAAUACACUCUUCUGGUGCACAAGCUGAAUGUAAAUCAGGCUGCUGUGCAACUUCGGCUCACGGCUGCCGAGGAUCUUAACGCGACUGUGAUAGAUCUGUUGCAAGGGGACUGUGCUGUCAGGUCCACGCCUGUGGACAAAGGCUCCUUUGCAGUAUGGCCCGUCAUAUGGUCUGCAGUCAGUCCGGACGGCAUUCGCAACGUGACUGCUUGGGUCCACUCUGCACUUGUGGGCGACCAAACUUGCGAUACAGCCAGCAGGAGAAUCAUCACAGAUAGUGACAUUGUUGGCAGCAACAGUUCUUCCAUUGCGCAGUCUUUGGACGUGUCGCUAGUCGGAGGCUGCACUUCUGUCAUUACAAAGUACAUUGGAACUGCUUCGAGUGAUGCCUUCACCGAUCCCGCGUCUGUAGCCCUGCAGGCAGCCUGGGAGGGCGCCAAUGCGGGAUUCGACGAGCUAUAUGAGUCGCAUGCGUCCGAGUGGAAGAGUAUAUUGACUGAAGACAGCGUGGAGGAUUUUCGGGAUCACGAUGGUAACCUGCCGGAAGAUCUGGACGUACAGGAACUACAGAUUACUGCCAUUACGAAUCCAUUUCAGCUGCUCUCGAAUACCAUCAGUGCCAAUGCUGUACUCGCCGCGGGCAACAACACGAAACUGGCGUCGAACAGUAUCUCGGUCUGUGGGCUUGGAGGCUCUUGCUACGCUGGUCUGGUCUUUUGGGACACCGAAGUCUGGAUGCAACCGGGACUGGUCGUCACAUACCCAGAUGCAGCAAAGCAGAUUGCGCAAUACCGAGUUGACAAAGGUCCUCAAGCCCAUGAGAACAUCUUGACCGCCUACCAGUCCAGCCAGAACCAAACUGACAAGUUUUCGCCACUCGGAGCCGCUUAUUCUUGGACAGCUGGACGCUAUGGUAACUGUACAGGUACCGGCCCAUGCUUCGACUACCAGUAUCACCUUAAUGGCGAUAUUGGCCUUGAAUUCUUCAAUUACUGGGCAGUUACUGGCGAUACCGACUACUUCCGUCGAGAGUUGUUUCCUAUAUACGAGUCCAUUGCACAGCUCUAUGCUGACUUGGUUACAUUCAACAAGACCACCGGCCUGUACGAAUUGUACAACGCUACAGAUCCUGACGAAUACGCCAAUUUUCAGAAAAACGUCGGCUUCACUAUGCUCCUGAUGCAAAGUCACCUCAACGAGACAAACACUAUUCGCGAAAGAUUUGGUCUCGAGGCCAACCAAACAUGGGCCAAUAUAUCCGAUCUGAUCACGAUCCCUGUGGGCGAAGAAGCCAACAUUAUUCUGGAAUACGCCAGUCAAAAUGGCAGCAUCACUGUCAAGCAGGCCGAUAUUGUUCUGAUUGAUGACUUUCUGCAAUGGCCGAACCCCUACACACUGAGCAACCUGGACUACUACGCUGCUGCACAGUCUCCCGACGGCCCUGCAAUGACAUAUGGUGUCUUCAGUGUCGUGGCCAACCGCGAAUCCCCUUCGGGCUGCUCGUCGUACACCUACGAUCUGUACGGCUCACAGCCAUAUACCCGAGGACCGUGGUACCAAUUCAGCGAGCAGCUCAUUGACGACUGGUCCACGAACGGCGGAACCCACCCAGCAUUUCCCUUCCUGACGGGCGUCGGAGGCGCACACCGUGUCGCAGUCUUCGGCUAUCUCGGUCUCCGUUUAAUGCUCGACACACUCAACAUCGACCCGUCUCUCCCACCUCAGAUCCCCCAACUAGCCUUCCGAACCAUCUACUGGCAAGGCUGGCCCAUCAAAGCCUUCUCCAACCAAACUCACACCACUUUAACCCGUCCUCAUCAUCGUCGCGGUGGCAACCCCCUUUCUACAGCAAACUCCACCUUCGCCACCGCACCCAUCCCCGUCACAAUUUCCAUCUCAGGCACCACAAUCCACCACAACCUCCACCCCAACUCCUCUCUAACUCUCUCCAACCGGCAAAUCGGCCUCAUACCGACUUUCCCAGGAAAUAUCGCCCAAUGUCGUCCCGUGGUCAGUUCCCCACAACUGUUCCUUCCAGGCCAAUUCCCUCUCAGCGCCAUCGACGGCGCCGUCAGCACGAAAUGGCAACCUGUUGUGGCGAAUGUUACUGCAUCCAUUACGAUUUCUCUCCCGGAACCUUUUCUUCCUAUUGUCGCCAUUCGAUUCGAUUGGGCAAAAGCUCCACCGAGAGGGUAUUCUGUGACUUUUUCGAACUUUUCUUCAUCUUCUUCUCCCUCCAAUCUUCCUAGUGGAGGGCAAGAAGGGCAAGGAGAAGAAAAAAUCGUCAACGUAACAUCCUCCAGCCACGUCCAAAUCAGCCAUCCAUAUAAUUCUUCCUCUGCAGAUUUGAUUCGACCAUAUGCUUCGAAUGUGACGAAUGUGACUUUGGAGAGGCCUGUGUGGAGUGGGAAAUUUGCUACGUUGGAGAUUUGGGGGAGUUGGGCAAAUGAUGAUGGUGAUAAUGGUGAUGGUGAUGGUGAUGGGAAUGGUGGUGGAGUGGGAGCUAGUGUUGCCGAGUUUGCGAUUAUUGCGCAAGGGAGUGGGGAGAACGUGGUGGCGAGGAGUGGAAGAGGAGAGUGGUUGUCCUGAGAGGAAGAGGGUAUGUUGGGUGGCGUGGCUUGGGGGGCGUGUGUGUGAUCUGGGUGGCGUGGCUUGGGGGGUGUGUGUGAUCUGGAUGG